Messenger RNA from Sabethes cyaneus, 1653 nucleotides. RefSeq names its product jerky protein homolog-like. Gene Ontology annotation, cellular component: nucleus. The transcript has 2 exons. The record is from RefSeq and is a predicted model, not a curated record. Gene Ontology annotation, molecular function: DNA binding. Lineage: Eukaryota; Metazoa; Arthropoda; Insecta; Diptera; Culicidae. Bases 1 to 1653 code for a protein of 550 amino acids.
AUGGAAAAUACGUUGAAAACGCAAAUGAAACGAAAGCAUGUCAUCCUGACUUUAGCGGAAAAGGUACGUAUAGUUGAAGAGGCUGAAGAAGGAACCGAAUCUCGUGAGAUAAUCGGGAAAAAAUACGGCGUGGCAGGUACCACCGUUACAAGGAUCUUGCAAAAUAAAGCUGCGUUACGUCUGAAACUGAAUCAUUUCAAAGAGCAUGGUGUGAAUAACAGGAAAACUAUGAAGGAACCACUUUUACCAUUGUUAGAAAAGGCUCUGUACGUAUGGAUUCUGCAACAACGUGACGAAGGAAUUAUUGUCACAUCCGACAUUCUGCGAGCUAAGGCCGAGUUAUUGCUUGGUUUACUUAAAGAACGUGGUGUUUAUGUAAACCAAACGUUCACUUUUUCGGAAGGAUGGGCGCGACGCUUUAAAGAACGUUUCGGGUUGCGCAUAAAGCGUGUUGUCGGAGAAAAGGUUUCCGCUGAUCUACCCGCUUAUUUGAAAUUUAAACCUGUCUUCGCCAAAAAAAUCGACGAAAUGCAACUCAAACCAUCGCAAAUAUAUAACGCUGAUGAAUCUGCUAUAUUUCCGAAGCUGCUGGCGUCACGUAGCAUAAUAACAUGCAAUGAAAAACAAGCAUAUGGGCGGAAAGUUAAUAAAACCCGCUAUACGUUUAUGCCAUGCUGCAACGCCGACGGUUCCAAUAAACUAAAACUGUUGUUUAUUGGAACCGCUGCCAAGCCACGUUCGCUCCCUCAUAAGGCCGAACUUCCGGUGGAGUACUGUCAUUCAAAAAAAGCUUGGAUGACGAGGCAACUAUUCCACACAUGGUUCUACGAGCAGUUUGUUCCGUCUGUGCGAGCUUUUUCCGCGGAACAAGGCCUGCAACCGAAAGCUUUACUUGUGCUCGACAAUUGCACGGCGCAUUACGAUGGCAGUGACAACCUGGAAUCCGACAAUGGGCUGAUACAGGCUAUCUACCUGCCACCGAAUGUGACCUCCGAAUGCCAGCCGAUGGACCAAGCCGUCAUUAAUGCCAUCAAAACCAGAUACAAGCGCAAAUUGAUGUUGGCUUUGGUCCUCGAAAACGACCAUUUACCCUUUGAAGACAGGUUAAAAAAAAUUAGUCUUCUACAAAGUAUGAGCUGGCUGGACGAAUCCUGGAAAGAAAUCACACCAAGAACCAUCAAAAACUCAUGGAAAAAAUUAAUAGAUCAGUUUCCAGAAAGUACCGGAUGCUCUACGCAGGAGGAGUUUGCAAUAUCAGAUAUGCAGGCUCUUGCUGCUUCAGUGGAUACGUUGGCAGGAACUACUACAUCUGAGGAAGAUUUAAAGUUUUGGCUGAAUGACCGUAUAUACGACGCUAAUAAUAACCCGGCUUGGACUACAAGCGAAAUCUUUACCGAUGAGCAAAUAAUGCAAUCGAUUUUGGGAGAAAGCAAUUCGGAUUACGGUGCUACUGAUGGUGAUGAUGUAGAAACCAUGAUUGAUGUUUCAUCGAUAAACGUUGGAGAUCAUUCAGAGACCCCGUCAUUCGCCGAAGCUCUCCAAUCUGUUGACUGCCUUAUUCGUUAUUUGAAAGACGAUGCAACCCAAAUAAGUCGACUGAAUUUAAUAAGAACUACAAUUGUCGAAAACGAAUGGCGUAGGCGCAAGAUUUAA